Messenger RNA from Phialemonium atrogriseum, 2720 nucleotides. RefSeq lists its product as uncharacterized. NCBI's taxonomy places the organism in Eukaryota, Fungi, Ascomycota, Sordariomycetes, Cephalothecales, Cephalothecaceae. The transcript has 3 exons. The record is from RefSeq and is a predicted model, not a curated record. Bases 489 to 2444 code for a protein of 651 amino acids. Gene Ontology annotation, molecular function: protein binding.
GGCCUCGAAGAAUCGGAGUUAACCUAGAAAUUUGAAGGAUCUGGCCGCAGUCUCUUUGUCGUUGAUGCGUUUCUGGUAAUCCAAGUAAUACGGUAAGCCGAAUGAGUCAAUCGGCCAAGCUACCUAGUCUGCCUUGCUAGAGUGCUGAUGGCGGCGCCUUGUCCCAAUAAAAGGAUGGGGCCAGAAAGGCUACAAGUAUAGUCGUACGCACCUGUAUAGCAGGCUCUAUGUAUAUAUAUUCUAGGGAGACGAAUCUUCCGAGAAUUUGGAAACUUGAGGAUUCUCACACUCGUUCAUCGCGACUCUUGAACUCAAAAGUUAAACCCCUGCCCCUAGCUUAUCGCGAUAAGAAGCUCCAACCCCGCUGUCCCCACCGUUCCCGCCAGCCCCCCAACCUGCCCCUCCUGAUUCUGUCAUCAGCCAAAUACCACCUACCGUACUUGCCCCAGCCGACAACCCGACAACCCAACCACCGGACGACACUGUAGAUGCCACUAGAUAUGGAGAAGAAGGAGGACGAGCUGCUACGGCGCCCACUUUACCUGUACGACCUUCCGCAAGAAGUUCUGGACACCUUGAGCCUCAAAACGGAUGCCGAAGGUCAAGAACAACAGGUUAUCGAGCAGGGCAUAGGGAGGCCCUCAGAUGAAAGCCCGGACCUCACUACUGAGAGUGUCGCUGGAUCCCAAGCGUGCUCACUCUGCGGUGUGGUUUUCCCCACCAUCCAGGAACAGAAAAGUCACCUGAAAUCGGAUUACCAUCAUUACAAUCUUAAGCAGAAGAUCCGAGGCCACAAACCUGUGUCGGAGGCCGAAUUCGAGAAAUUAAUUGAGAACCUCGACGAGAGCCUUUCAGGUUCCGACUCAUCGGAUACAGAAGACGAAGAUGACGAGCCUUCCAAGAAGGAUACAACUCUCACUGCGCUCCUGAAAAAGCAGGCGACAUUAGCUGAAAGGAAACAGGGCAACGAGGUGGACGAAGAGGAUGGAGCAAGGAAGAAGAAACCCACCCCUGGAAAGCAUCCGUUACUCUGGUUCGGCUCUCCAGUUCUCCCGGAGAACACCUAUUUUGGCCUAUACAGGGCCAUGUUUUCGAAGGAAGAGCUAGAAAAGCAAGAGGAUAUACUGGAGGCAAUCAAGAGGAGGCAACUGCCGCCUAUCGCCAUGCCGAAACCAAGCAAGAAUGGAGCACCUGCCCCUUCGUCUUACAAAGGACCGCAUAUAUUCCUCUGUAUGAUAGGUGGUGGACAUUUCGCAGCGAUGGUGGUGUCGCUGGCACCUCGGCAAACCAAAUCCGCCGGGCCACUCAACAGGGAAGCCACAGUUCUUGCCCAUAAGACAUUUCACCGAUACACAACACGGAGGAAGCAGGGCGGUUCGCAAUCUGCGAAUGACAAUGCAAAAGGGGCAGCUCAUUCUGCCGGCUCCAGUAUCCGGAGGUAUAAUGAGCAGGCGCUCAUACAGGACGUUCGGGAGCUCCUACAGGACUGGAAAGGUCUUCUGGACACCUCCGACCUCCUCUUCAUCCGUGCCACCGGAUCAACCAAUCGACGGACUCUCUUUGGGCCCUACGAAGGACAGGUCCUGCGGGCAAACGACCCACGCAUCCGCAGCUUCCCUUUCAACUCACGGCGUGCGACGCAGAACGAACUUAUGCGGUCCUUCAUCGAGUUAACCCGGUUGAAGGUCCAAGAAAUCAACCCCGUUGCGACACCCGACGCCUCCAAAACUCCUGGUGCAAGUGCGCCGGCAAAACCGGCCAAACCGGCCGCACCCAAGCUCUCGGAGGAGGAAGAGACCGCCCUCCUGCACACCAGCCAACUCCAAGCCCUCAUCCGCCGCUCCAAGCUCCCCGCCCUCCUAUCCUACCUCAGCACCAACUCCCUAGACCCCAACUUCCGCUUCCACCCGCCCGACUCGCAGCAGAACCACCACGCGCCGACGCCGCUGCACCUCGCGGCGGCGCACAACUCGGCGGCGCUCGUGUCGGGACUCCUGGUGCGCGGCGGCGCCGACCCGACGGCGGCCAGCGCGGAGGGCAGGACGGCGUUCGAGCUGGCUGGCGACCGGGCGACGCGGGACGCGUUCCGGGUGGCGAGGUCGGAGCUCGGCGAGGGCGGGUGGGACUGGGAGGGCGCGCGGGUGCCGGCGCCGCUGAGGCGCGAGGAGGCGGAGGGGAGGGCGGGGCGCGAGAGGGCCGAGAGGGAGGCGGCGGAGGCGGAGAGGAGGAGGGCCGAGGAGGAGAGGCUGAGGGCCCAGGGGGGCCCUACCGGUGGGAAGGUGAGGCCCGGGAGGGCGUUGGCCGCGGGGCUGCAGAAGACGGCGCAGGAGGCGAGGGAGGAGGAGGCGAGGGGGAUGACGCCGGAGCAGAGGGUUAGGUUGGAGAGGGAGCGGAGGGCGAGGGCGGCGGAGGAGAGGAUGAGGAGGUUGCAGGCUGGGGGCUAAAAGCACCUGGAAGAGUUCUGGUCGAACCAACCUUGGAACAUAGUGUUUAGAGAAUUGGCUUGGCAUUGAUACUAUGGGAAUGUCUCAAUUCUCAACCUUAUAGCUGCAAGAGUCUGCCAGAGAACCGUGAUUUCCCCCUACACUAUACCAUGGCCCCAUAGCGGUCGGUACGGAGUUACUGUCGGCCCCACUAGGGACCGACGGCGUCUCUGCAACAAAACCCGGCCGACGACGACAAUGUUGGUGAUCGGCGGCCGGUAGCGCCGCAUUCUAUGU